UGAGGCGCAUAUGGAUCCGCGGUCUUGUAACUCCAGUGGUCCUGCUAUUGAGAUUGAGAUAGAGAAACCUGCUGACGAAUUUACGGGACGGCAGACACCUUCUGCAAACCAGCCCAUUGCACAAUCUCCUCAGGCUGGACCCUCAACAGAAGUGAUGGACGAAUCUGUGGAUUCAAUGCCGCCAGUACCUCCAUACGGAAAGGACAGCCAUUUUUACCGCUUCAGACGACGUACAGGGACGCUGGCUGUGACUGAUCUCAGCGCGCCUUCCUGGUGCGAGGUGCAGUUUGAAUAUGGUCUACUGCAGAAGCGAAGUAGAAAGCUCGAUCAGAGGCCUGCAUCUUUUGCGACGACCACAGGCAAGGUUAUCUACGUUGACCAACAAGCGGCGAAAACGAUGGACAAGAUAGCGAAACGGGGUGCUUCGGUGCACAAGGCUCUGGAGAGGGAGAUCCAUCCCGAGAAGAUACCUAUCGAAGUGAAGACGGAGGAAGAACGAUGGGCCUUACGCAUAUUGCAAAUGAUUGAGUCUGUACAGUCCCUCAUCGAGAUUGGCAAAUGCAGGGAAAUGCCGGUUUUUGGUAUCCUUCAAGGUCAAGUCGUUGUGGGCAUUAUCGACGAGAUUCAGCGACGCCCAUUUAAAGAGCCAUCCUCGACCCCAUCAUCUCCAGACUCCGAAGGCAACGAUCGCAAGCGUGAGAGGCCUGAUGCGAGCCUGCCAUCAACGCCCUCGAAAUCUAAAUCGAAGAAAGUGCGUUGCAGUUUGUCGCCGUCCCAGCCUUCAGUUACGGCCUUCUUCUCUCCCCGAAAAGGUGCCGCCGACCACUGCAGACCUGCUACACCCGUCACUUUGUCCCCGCCUCUGCCACAGUAUAAACUCCAUGUGAUGGACACAAAGAGCCGAAACACACCUACCUUGCCACCGGAAGAAGACAUGCUGCCGGCUCGGCUUCAGCUUAUGUUCUACCAUAGGCUCCUCUCCAGUGCAACGGCCAAACCUGCAACUUCUGCCCAUGGCGUUGGCUUCGACACGGUCUGGGCUCAGUUGAAUCUGUCACCGAUUCGGCCAUUCUCGAAGCAGUUCACGGAAGAAGCUGGUCUAGACGAUAACGACGUGAAAUGCCUGGUGGAUGUCGUGCGCAUGUGGCAAAAUACGGUCGAGAUGCUCCACAUCAAGGGUGUGGACGACACUUUGACGAUCAUAUACCGAACUCAAGCUCGCCGGCGGAAGAGCUUCAAAGGCAAGGCAAGAGCCCAACCGGUGCAGGACAGCGUUUCUGGCAAGCAGCAAGGGCAGUACCAGCUCUUGCGAGACAUAAUGGCCAAUGUGGCCGUCAUGGAUCCACUGACGCCUCAGGUACAAGAGCGGCUCCUCCAGCUGGGUAUGGCAGCUCUGAAGGGCUCAGCUGUUUCUGGCGCUCGAGCAGAUAAACCGGAGCGCAAGUCUCCUCGAGUAGAGGAUGUACCGGGGACGGCUGAACAGGCGGUUCUUGACGAGUUGCGGAGCCAUCCGAAGAUGAAGGCGUCAACCUCUGUGCCUGGUGCAAUGAACCCCGGUGUUCCCGACGCUACCAUUGUCCCAGAAGCGGAUUCAAACCCUGGAGACGACAUCAUUGGAAUCAAGAACUUUGUUGUUGACAACGACUUCCUUGAUAAGUAUCUCACCAGUAUACUCCAAUUCUGGUACGGUAAGCGUCCACCUCAGGGCGUGGACAUCAAUUUGACGAGACGGUGCUCAUGGUGCGAAUAUCGAGAUGGGUGUGAGUGGAGGGAGAUGAAAGCGGAGGAGGCUGAGAGCCACCGUAAGGCAGAGAGCGAGAACAGCGUCUGAACGUUAAUUACCUGUGAUUUGCUACGUGCUCUUCGCCAUCAAUUG
Molecule: messenger RNA, 1876 nt
Organism: Phanerochaete carnosa HHB-10118-sp
Lineage: Eukaryota; Fungi; Basidiomycota; Agaricomycetes; Polyporales; Phanerochaetaceae
Exons: 7
Coding region: 155-1831 (558 amino acids)
Biological process (GO): interstrand cross-link repair
Cellular component (GO): nucleus; mitochondrion
Molecular function (GO): single-stranded DNA 5'-3' DNA exonuclease activity
Source: RefSeq, a predicted model, not a curated record